GUCGGGGCCGGGGGCGCGGCCAGGCCGGGGCCGGCCCGGUAAAGCGGCGGCGCGGCCGGCGCGGCCCCGCAUCAUGGAGGGACACCUGGCUCGCUGCAAGAUCGUGGUGGUGGGGGACACGCAGUGCGGCAAGACGGCGCUGCUCCACGUCUUCGCCAAGGACUGCUACCCCGAGAGCUACGUGCCCACCGUUUUCGAGAACUACACGGCCAGCUUCGAGAUCGACAAGCAGCGCACCGAGCUCAACAUGUGGGACACCUCAGGCUCGGCGUACUACGAUAACGUCCGUCCCUUGGCCUACCCGGACUCGGACGCUGUGCUCAUCUGUUUUGACAUCAGCCGCCCGGAGACCCUGGACAGCGUGCUCAAGAAGGGAGACCGCGCUGCUCAGUCUUCUCCGUGCAGCUUCGCAGAUGCCUGGCAAGGAGAAACUCAGGAGUUCUGCCCCAACGCGAAGAUUGUCCUGGUCGGCUGCAAGCUGGACAUGCGGACGGACUUAAACACGCUCCGGGAGCUCUCCAAGCAGCGCCUCAUCCCCGUGACGCACGAGCAGGGCAGCGCGCUGGCGCGGCAGAUCGGGGCGGUGGCGUACGCAGAGUGCUCCUCCAAGGUCUCGGAGAACAGCGUGCGGGACGUGUUCCACGUGACCACGCUCGCCUCGGUCAACAGGGUGCACAAGAACUUGAAGCGCAGCAACUCCAAGCGGGGACUGAAGCGGGCGUCACAGAUGCCCGGCAGGACGGACUUGCUGAACGACACAGAGAUCAGGAAAGACCGAGCCAAGAGCUGCUCCAUCAUGUGAAAAAAGAACGGGCUGUAAAUAACGUGUGCGUGUUGUCCAUUUUGUACAGUAACUGGCGGAGACGAGGGCACGGCGCUGGCUGCAGGAGCCAGCCCGCCUUUCCAAAGCCUUUCCCUCGGCCUCCAGGGCUGAGCAAAGGUCCCGGCUGCAAACCGGGGUGCACGAGUCGUCCCCCCACCGUGGAGACUUCUGGCUUGGUUGCUGCUGUGCGGAUUGCUUGGGGUGAGGGAACCACUGGGCAGAGGAGCAUUCAGGUGCCGCAAGGUCUGUGACUGGUGUGUGUCACCCUGCUGUCCCCAUGGCUUGGAGCGGGGGGUGGAAUUGCCGUCAGCGGAGCACGAUCAGGAGGAGGUGUUCUUCUAAUCUUCCUUUAGAAGAGAAACGAUGUGUGAGGUGGCGCUGCCUUCAGCUUGGCUGGGAGGGAAGGAACCUUAACAUAUCGAGACACCACGGCAGUCCAUCUGCAAAGAAAACAGAUAGAGGUGGCUCUUUACGCAGUGUUUUGGAUCCUCGAACUCCAUUUGAAACGCAGCAGAGUGGACCUGGCUCCGAGGGAGAGGUCUGUUCCAUAGAUGCGUCCUGAGAAUUGUGGUCCCCUCCAGCAAGCAAACGCCACCCGGGAGCUGCUGUCCCAGCUGCUCAGCCCGGUUUGCCGUGCGGCCGCUCCCGCCACGGGCAGCUGCGCUCCCGGGAACGUCGCUCCUGAGCAAGCAGACUGCAGUCACUACGUACCCUGCUCUCCACCCAUGUCCAGCUGCGGAUUGUGUUGCAUGGUGCUGUGUUUGUCCGGUACAGAGAACCAAAAAGGUGAUAUGCGUAUCUGCGCCCCCGUCUCGGGAGGGAAGGUGCUCCCUGCCCUGCUCUGCAGCCUCCUCCCAACACCUCUCAUCGCUUCUGCUGCUGCUGCCCUCUCUGAAUGCCUUUGACUACAGUGUUAUCCUUGACUUGAUGUCACAUAGACACUUUAAGGGGAAAAAAUGAAUCUGCUCCAUUGCCAGAUGCAGCUGUGUCAGUGGGCUACGGAAAACAAAUAAACAUAAUUGGAAAAUGCA
Messenger RNA from Columba livia (rock pigeon), 1854 nucleotides. RefSeq names its product Rho family GTPase 2 (gene RND2). Lineage: Eukaryota; Metazoa; Chordata; Aves; Columbiformes; Columbidae. Gene Ontology annotation, biological process: small GTPase-mediated signal transduction. The transcript has 6 exons. The record is from RefSeq and is a predicted model, not a curated record. Gene Ontology annotation, molecular function: protein kinase binding; GTPase activity; GTP binding. Bases 74 to 802 code for a protein of 242 amino acids. Gene Ontology annotation, cellular component: cytosol.